GCCAGCGCCAUGAGAAGUUAUAUAACUUUUUUUUUUUAUCCCGUCCAAUCGCGAGAUUUGAGAGAUUUCUUUCUUUCAUCGUCAUCAGAGAAGCUUCCAUUCCGAGAUCCUUUGCCUUCGCCGUGUUCCGUUCGAACCAUCCCCUCUGGACCUAGUCGGUCGCCGACAUGUGGGCCCCACCCGCGGCCUCUCCGGCGGCGGCGGCAGGGUCUACCCCCUCGCUCCGGCCGGGAGCGGCGGCGGUCCGCGUCCUCGUCACGCUGCCUGCGGCGGCGGGCGCGCGGGCGCGGCAACCUCUGCGGCGGCGGCUUCUCUGCAUCGCUUUGCCGCCCGCGUCGGAGAUGGCCUCUGCGGCGGCGGCGGCGGAAGAAGAGGAGGAGAGGGGGAGGAUGAGGGCAGUGGAGAUGGACGCGGCGGUGAGGCGGGAGCUGGCGAUCCGGAGGCUUCGGGAGGAGGCCGAGGCCGAGGAGGGGAGGAGCAGGCGGGACUUCGCCGUGUUCGAGACCGCCAGGGGCGACGCGCUCUUCACGCAGUCGUGGACUCCGGCCGCCGCCGGUCGCGUCAAGGGCAUCGUUGUUCUGUUGCAUGGUCUAAACGAGCAUAGUGGAAGGUACAACCAUUUUGCAAAACUGUUGAAUGAUCAAGGGCUUAAAGUUUAUGCUAUGGACUGGAUCGGACAUGGUGGAAGUGAUGGGGUUCAUGGAUAUGUUUCAUCGCUUGAUCACGCUGUUGGUGACUUGAAAGAAUUUCUUGAGGAUGUUGUAUUGGAGGAAAACCAUGGUUUGCCAUGUUUCUUAUUUGGACACUCCACAGGUGGAGCUAUUGUUUUAAAGGCAGCACUAGAUCCUUGUGUAGAACUUCAUGUAGAAGGUGUGGUCUUAACAUCACCAGCUAUUCAUGUUCAACCAUCUCAUCCGAUCAUCAAAGUUGUUGCACCGAUUUUCUCCAUGCUAGCUCCAAAAUACCGAGUUAGUGCUUUGCAUAGGAGAGGACCUCCUGUUUCCCGUGAUCCAGAGGCUCUGAAGAUGAAGUAUUCAGAUCCCCUUGUAUAUACUGGACCAAUUAGAGUUAGAACUGGCAACGAAAUUCUCCGGAUAUCAUCAUAUCUGCAGAGAAACUUGAGCAGAGUUACUGUCCCUUUUCUUGUUCUUCAUGGUACAGCUGACACAAUAACUGAUCCAAGAGCAUCCCAGCGAUUAUACCAAGCAUCAAUGUCAAGAAAUAAAUCAAUAAAACUAUAUGAUGGAUAUUUACAUGAUCUUCUCUUUGAACCGGAAAGGGAUGAUAUAGCAAAUGACAUCAUCAAUUGGUUGAGCGCAAGACUUGAUAUUCUUCAGGGAUGGUGAGGUGAAUCUGCUACAAGGUGCUUCCACUGGUUACUGGAACUGGAUUACAUGAUAUAGAGUAUAAAAUAGUGUAAUUGUAAAAGGGUAUCUUUUAACACGUUAUCUCCCGGUCCUCACGGCCUUUUAUUGUCUUCAGUUCUGUUGAUAAAGGGUAGAAAAGAGGCUGCCUGAGAUGUAAGUAGUUUUAGAGUUGUGCUGAAAAUAAUGUAAUUUCCUAUUACACAGUUAGUUCAGUGCCUCUUUAAAAAGAAAAGCUUGGUUCAACAUUA
This is a messenger RNA of Phragmites australis (common reed), 1615 nucleotides long. RefSeq lists its product as uncharacterized. Gene Ontology annotation, cellular component: membrane. The record is from RefSeq and is a predicted model, not a curated record. The transcript is spliced from 7 exons. Gene Ontology annotation, molecular function: lipase activity. NCBI's taxonomy places the organism in Eukaryota, Viridiplantae, Streptophyta, Magnoliopsida, Poales, Poaceae. The coding region runs from base 168 to 1346 and encodes 392 amino acids.